Messenger RNA from Bombina bombina (fire-bellied toad), 2342 nucleotides. RefSeq names its product telomere zinc finger-associated protein. The coding region runs from base 191 to 2311 and encodes 706 amino acids. The transcript has 12 exons. NCBI's taxonomy places the organism in Eukaryota, Metazoa, Chordata, Amphibia, Anura, Bombinatoridae. Gene Ontology annotation, molecular function: protein binding. Gene Ontology annotation, cellular component: nucleus. The record is from RefSeq and is a predicted model, not a curated record.
GUGCGCAUCUUAGGUGGGCAGCUGACGCCCGGGCGGGCAGUAUUGGUGCAGUGACUGGCAUUAUUUGGCAAAAUGGUGGCCAAAUUUGUUGUAAACCCAGGAUCCAUCUAGAAUGUUUUACUUACACUAGCAGCAACCACCCUCCACAGUCAUGCUACCAAAUCUAGACUAGGUGACCACUGCACAGACCAUGGACAAUAUCUUUGUCCGACACAGCGUCAAAGUUCUUCAGGCACUAAACAAGCAGAGAGAAGAAGGAAGAUACUGUGAUGCUACCUUGGUAGUUGGAGAGGUUAAUUUUAAAGCACACUGGAGUAUUCUGGCUUGUAGCAGCAACUUUUUUCAGAGUCUAUAUGGAGAUGGGACCCCUCCCAACAUCAUCCUUCAUGAAAGCUUCUCAGAGGUGAUCGGACUCGUACUGGAUUUUUUGUAUACUGGAGAGCUGGCUCUUUCCCAGGACAAUGUUCAGAAAGUCCUUCUUGCCUCAAAGGAGUUGGGGAUUUUUGACGCAGUUGAGGUUUGUGAAAGGUUUCAACCAAAAUGUUUUGAUACCGCUGAGCAAAAUGAGGACUUUUUUCAAGAGCCCAACACGCUUGAAACAUUCAGAGGACAUUUAAAGCAGACGGUAGAGUCGGAUGGAGAGGAAGCUUUAAAAGGGAUUACAGUGCUAAGCAGUGAAAUUGUUCAAGAGACGACAUCUUUACAGAAUCUCGGACAACCCAAGAACGUCUCAUUGCUUCCUGAGGCUAUGGAGAACAAUACCUUCCCAGUUUCAGUCUUCAAAAAUACAGAUGAGGAAUGUGAUGACGGACACGAGCAUAAGGAUUUCAAACAGCAAAGGAAAAGGCAAAGAAGUGAACAGAAUAUAAGUAGACAGAGCGACUAUAUCACGUGGGAUUUGGAGGUCGACCAGAUUCAGGAUGUUAUGACAGAGGGUGCUGACUACAUUCAUGGAGAGAUAGAUGUGGAAUAUAUCCCUGAGAAGAAAAUCCAGACGUCAAAACGGAAAUCGUUUGCAGUGAAGAAGAUUGUUCCUCUAGAAGACCAAGCAGAAACUGUCACGAUUGAGUGUGAAAAUCUGGAGAACACGACAUCCAACAUGACAGUAGAAUGUCCCACGUGUCACAAAAAGUUUCUCAGUAAAUACUACCUGAAAGUGCACAAUAGAAAGCACACUGGAGAAAAACCGUUUGAAUGCUCCAAAUGUGGUAAAAGUUACUUCAGAAAAGAAAAUUUAUUAGAGCAUGAGGCCCGAAACUGUAUGACCCGGACUGAGCAGGUUUUUACUUGCACAUUGUGCAAUGAAGUUUUUAAGAGAAGACUGGAAUUAAGACUUCAUAUGGUUACGCACACAGGAGAUAUGCCUUAUAAGUGCGCAUCCUGUCCUCAGCAAUUUAUGCAGAAGAAACAUCUGCAAAACCACAUGAUCAAGUUGCAUGGAGCACCAAAACCACACGCUUGCCCUACCUGUGGGAAAUGCUUCUUUUCACGGACUGAACUUCAGUUGCAUGAAGCUUUCAAACAUCGUGGGGAGAAGCUUCUGGUCUGUGAAGAGUGUGGUCAUCGAGCUUCAAGCAGGAGUGGUUUGCAGAUGCACAUCAAAGCUAAGCAUAAAAAUGAACGUCCGUUUGUAUGUGAAUUUUGCAACCAUGCUUUUACACAAAAAACUAACCUCAAUAUGCACCUCAAAACACACACUGGGGAAAAACCAUUCCAAUGUCAUCUUUGUGGCAAGACCUUUAGAACACAAGCUAGUCUACAUAAGCAUAACCGAACUCACACGGGUGAGCGACCUUUCAGCUGUGAAUACUGCGACCAGAAAUUUACGGACAAAACUCCUCUCCUGAGGCACGUUGCCAGCCGACAUCAGGAGGGAAGACCUCAUUAUUGCCAAAUCUGUGGCAAAACAUUCAAAGCUAUUGAACAGCUACGUGUUCAUGUGGCAAGACACAAAGGCGUAAGAAAGUUUGAAUGCACAGAAUGUGGAUAUAAAUUCACUCGACAGGCACAUUUGAGACGACACAUGGAAAUUCACAACCGAAUUGAAAAUUACAGUCCUCGCCAGAGGAAGCUACGUAAUUUAAUCAUAGAGGAUGAGAAAAAUGUUGUUGUUCGUCUGCAAAGCCCACAAGAACUAGAGGUUGGCCCUGCUGAAAUCAUAGUUGAAUCAAUUAAUAGCGCUGCACUGGCUGAAGACCAAGUUGCAGAGCAGAGAAUAUGCACAGAGGAAGGUUACCCUACUGCAGAAGUCAUAGAACAGUCUAUUAUAAUAACUGCAACUGCUAUCCAUGUUGAAGAUUGUGAAACGUGAUAAAGCUUACAAUAAAAUACUCUUUAAUUUA